This is a messenger RNA of Pomacea canaliculata, 4768 nucleotides long. Its product is annotated as heat shock 70 kDa protein 4-like. The coding region runs from base 243 to 3041 and encodes 932 amino acids. Gene Ontology annotation, biological process: protein folding. Gene Ontology annotation, cellular component: cytosol; nucleus. The record is from RefSeq and is a predicted model, not a curated record. Lineage: Eukaryota; Metazoa; Mollusca; Gastropoda; Architaenioglossa; Ampullariidae. The transcript has 19 exons. Gene Ontology annotation, molecular function: ATP binding; ATP-dependent protein folding chaperone.
GGGCUAUUGAUCAAUAGCCAUACUUCACGUGUGUUCCAGAAUUUUCAGUUGGACCAUCCUUAUAACCGGCAAAGCCAGUUGUUCAUUAUUGCGGCUGUCACAGUGGAGUGUCCCACGGCGAUUUGUACUUCUUGUGGACGCAAGCGUUUAUCGGACAUAAGUGACUAAAGGACUGCUUUUCUCAAUAAAAGGGACUAAGGUCUCAAAGUCGAAUCGUCUGCUGACGACCGAUAAUCACAACAAUGGCUGUAGUUGGUUUCGAUGUAGGUACAUACUCCAGUUACAUAGGAGUAGCACGCGCUGGGGGCAUAGAAACUAUUGCAAACGAAUACAGUGAUAGAUGUACACCGUCAUAUGUCUCCCUAAAUGAGAAAGUCCGGAAUAUUGGUGCUUCUGCGAAACAGCAGGCUGUUACAAAUUACCAGAACACAGUAGCAGGUUUCAAGAGGGUGCUGGGCCGGACCCUUAAUGAUCCGUUUGUUGUGAAAGAAAGACAGCAGUUUUUUCGACCUAACAAUCUUGGCCAGGACAAGGAUGGCAAAGUUACAUUUAAUAUGUUUUACAUGAGAGAGCAGCAAGAAUUUUCUUCUCUCCAGCUUAUGGCUAUGCUUCUUACCAAGCUGAAACAGACUGCAGAAAUUGCACUAAAAACUAAAGUUGUGGAUGCUGUGGUUUCUGUUCCUGUAUACUUCACUGAUGCAGAACGCAGGGCAUUGCUUGACUCAUGUGCACUUGUAGGAAUCAAUUGCCUACGUCUUAUGAAUGAUACCACAGCUGCUGCCCUAGGAUAUGGCAUCACAAAACAGGAUUUGCCUGGGGAGAAUGAAAAGGCUCGGAUUGUUGUGUUUGCGGACCUUGGCUACUCUGCUCUUCAGGUAGCUGCAUGUGCAUUCAACAAAGGCAAACUAAAGGUUUUGGCAGUUUCCUUUGACUCAGAACUUGGAGGUCGUGAUUUUGAUGAAGUCCUGGCAAAGCAUUUUGCAGCAGAGUUCAGGCAGCGGUACAAUAUAAAUGCUGAGAGUCAGCCCAAGCCAUACAUACGACUUCUGCAAGAGUGUGAAAAGCUGAAAAAACUAAUGAGUGCAAAUACACAGGCUAUUCCUCUAAACAUAGAGUGCUUCAUGGAAGAUAAGGAUGUCUCGUCUCAAAUGAACAGGGAUCAGUUUGAGGAACUUAGUGCUCAUCUUAUAAGGAGAAUAGAAGCGACGCUGGCUGGGGUUCUAACAAAUGCAAAAUUGAAGCCAAAUGAUGUGUACUCUGUGGAAGUAUUGGGUGGCGCAUCACGAAUUCCAGCAUUUAAGAGAGCUGUUAUGCAAGUGUUCAGCAAAGAACCCAGCACAACCCUCAAUGCUGAUGAAGCUGUGGCUAGAGGUUGCGCCCUUCAGUGUGCCAUCCUCUCACCAACAUUCCGUGUACGAGACUUCAGUGUCACAGACUGUCAAUACUACCCAGUCUCUCUUAGCUGGCAGCCACAGAGCAAUAUGGAUGAGGAAAGCUUCAUGGAGGUAUUCCCCCAGUUUCACCAGGUUCCUCAGUCAAAGAUGCUUACCUUCUACAGAAAAGAGCCCUUUGUGCUGAGAGCUUACUAUAGCCAAACAUCCAACCUACCAUACCCUUCUCCAGAAAUUGGAACCUUUAAAGUGAACAAUGUAACUCCUCAGCCUAAUGGGGAGAGUUCUAAGGUGAAAGUGAAAGUCAGGAUCAACGCUCAUGGCAUCUUCAGUGUGGUUGGUGCCACUCUUUAUGAAAAGACAGAUGAUGUUGAGGAGGAAUCAAUGGAAGUAGAUGAAGAGAAGAAGGAAGUGUCCGUGCCAAAUGGACCGUGUAAUGAGGCAGAUGAAGCAUCUGGAAAAAGUCCAUCUGAAAGUCCAAUGGGUGAUCACGAGAAAGCUGCAAAUCUGUCCAGCUCGCAAGAAUCACAGACUGGAGACGACAAGCAGUUCUUGGCUGACUUAAUACAAUCAUGGGCCAGAAAACGGACACGGUUAGUAAAGUGCAACCACCUAGAUUUUUACAAGGCCAUGGAGUCAUCAUGCUCACUUCCAAAGCAGGCUCGAUAUAACAUCAACCAUGGGAACAAGGAAAAGAAUGGCUAUUGCAGGAAAAAAGUGUCGGUCGGUGUAAUUUGUAUUGAGGAAGAAUUUCUUUCAAAGGUAGAUGCCCAUUUUUGUCAUCAAUCUGGCUCUGGAAAACGAAAGAACAGACGAAAAGAAGUCAGGGGAAAGAAAGUGCGCAAGGUGAAAACAGUGGACCUUCCUGUUGAAGCUAAUGUCCCACAGCUUAACAAAGAACUUGUCAACCUGCUGACUGAGAAAGAGAAUAGUAUGAUAAUGCAAGACCGCUUGGAGAAGGAACGAGUUGAUGCCAAAAAUACUGUAGAAGAGUAUGUUUAUGAGAUGCGCAACAAGUUGAGCAAUGAGCUUGAAGAUUACAUGCAAGAAGAUGAUAGAAACACUUUUGUGGUGAAGCUUGAGGAUACAGAGGUCUGGCUGUAUGAGGAAGGAGAGGAUCAGAACAAACAGGUGUAUGUGGACAAGUUGGCGGAGCUUAAGAAAGUGGGACAGCCUGUUGUAAAUAGAUACAGAGAAGCCCAGGACUGGCCUGAGGUGAGGGAUGAGUUUGGCGGUGCAGUCAUGCAUGUCCAGAAGUUCCUGGACCAGUGGCAUCAAGGAGAUGAGAAAUAUAACCACAUUGAAAAGGCUGAUGUAGACAAAGUGCAGAAGUGUUUGGAAGAGAAGAUGGCAUGGUGGGGACCUAAGCUAGAUGCCCAGACCAAAGUCAAACGUCAUGAAGAUCCUAUAGUCACUGCAGAACAAGUACGCUCUGAGAAAAGGAGUCUAGAGUCAACAUGUUUCCCAGUUAUAAACAGACCAAAGCCCAAGGCAGAUCCACCCAAAGAGGAGGAUGGAAAGAAACAGGGUGAGGAAAUGUCAAAUAACAGUGGUGCUGGAGAGCCUAAGGAACAGCAGCAACCUUUUGAAGAAAGUACUGCUGAGGGUCAUUCCCAAGAGGGAAGGUCAGCUGAAAUGGAUGUGGAUUAAAGAAUGAAAGACUGGUUAUAUUGGUCACAUUAUAUCAUUUCUCAGAGACUGCUUGGUUUCUUCAUGUCUUAUGCCUUGUUUACAUCGGAUCCAAACACCUGAAGUAAUUUGUGGAACAGAAAGAUUUAAUAGUCAAAGGAAUGAAUCCACAGCAGGACAGAAUUUUUUAUUACCAUUGAUUUAGAAUUAAACUUGACAUUAAACAAAGUUUGAGACACUGUGCCUCUCUUAAUAAUAAGGAAAAAUAAUUGUGAGAUGGAACUUUGUCAUUUUUUUUUCCCAGUGAACUACCAGAGCUAGCAUCGCUUCAGUUUCAAAACUUAUUGUAUAGACUUUAAAUAGUCAUCGUGUUGUAUCUAUGAGAAGGAAUAAAGUUCCCAGUCAAAAAGGAUUUGUCUGUUGCAUUUAAGCUUGUUAAGAUGUUUGCCACUCUAAAUAAUCCCACAUAAAAUGUUGAGGAUUGAUGUUAGCACUUUUUAUGUGCUGUUAUACAAGUUGAUGUUAUAACAAGUUUGUGUGGAAUGCUUGCAUACAGUGCUUGUUUGCUUCUGACUGUAAGAGAUGCAAGAGUUAGUGGUGCCCAUCUUCAUUUUGAUGGUACUCCUUGUCGGUGGAAUAGUUAAUAAAAUGUCCAGAAAGUGUCUUGUGCAUAUCUUUGUUUUCAUGAACGCUAAUGACAAAGUUUGGUGUUGCUGCUAUAAUGUUAAGUAUCUUUUUUUCCACAUGAUCACAUGCAUCCUAUCAUACUGCUAAUCUACGAGUUGCAUGUUUUAUUUGGCUUGCGAUAAUUUUGAUAGAAUUUAACAGAUUUCUUCCAUGUACGCUGAUUCACAUUAUAAUAAUGUUGCAGUCCAGAAAAAGAGGAUAAAAGCAGCAGGAUUUUCAACAUUAAGGGUACUUGGUUCUACUAAGAUUUGAACAAUGCUAAUGCAAUCUUUUGCAUUUCAGCAAAAGAUAGGUUGGUCUAAAAGCUAACGGUUGUCACGUUGGCUCCAGCUAUUGACUAUAGUUGACAUGCAACCUUCUUUCAUCACUCUACAUUAACACAAUGGUGACCCAGAAUUGAACAGUUUAUUGCAUUGCUCAUUUUUCAUUGAAAUCUGCAAAUAAUUUUCCCCUUUUCUACCAUGAAAGAACCAACGAAUAACAGUAUGCUGUGUUGCUCCAGGGAUUAAAAUUGUAAAUAAUUUCUUUAUGAAAUUAAUAUUAGAAUAUCCUUAGAUGACCAGUGCGUGUUGAUAAUACAUGCAUAUAAUGUUUUUCUUAAAAAGUUGAAUGUGCUUGUAGCAUGAACAUGGGCUUCUUAUAUAGCAGGGUCAAUUUUGCACUUGCAUGCCAAGUGCCUCUAUCGUUUAAAUUUGCAGUGUCGUGUCAUAAAUCGUAUAGAUUUUGGCUUAUGCAUGUUAUUUUUAUAUUUGGCAAACUUGCUCUUUCAGCAUUGUGACUAGAUUAUAUUGCCCAUUAUUAGAAUAAACAAGUCCUUUCCUAAAAUUUGACACCCUCCUUCAAAAAAAAAAAAAAAAAAGCUAUGAAGGUCCUGUCAGCAAUUGUUUCACUUUUCUCCCAUCUCCCCUCCACCUCUAAUUGCUGAAAGUUACCCAUUGGAUCUACGAUUUAUAUUUACCAUUAAAACUGGCUUGUAAUAAAGGUAUAGUAAGACUGUACAUGAUAAAUGUUUAAGUGGAUGUGAUUCAUGCAGGUACACGAAGUAAAAUUAUGCAAUGAUU